AUGAGAACAAUACCAAAAUGGGCAGAUAAAAUACAAGAUGCCGAUAAAAAUGUUCAAUGUGUUUAUGAUUUAUGUUUCCAUCCAAAAGGAAAUUUAAUUGUAGCUGCUGGGCUACAAGUUUUAAUAUAUUCCACCGAGGAUGGGUCAUUAUUGCAUGCUUUAAAAGGCCAUAAAGAUAUUGUCUAUUGUGUAUGCUGUACCAAAGAUGGGAAAAAAUUGGCAUCUGGGAGUGCUGAUAAAACUGUGAUUAUAUGGAAUUCAAAAUAUGAAGGAAUUUUGAAAUACUCUCAUAAUGACGCUGUCCAAUGUUUAGCAUACAAUCCAACAUCUAGCUUAUUAGCUUCAUGUGCCAUCUCCGAUUUUGCACUAUGGUCCCAGGAGCAAAAAUCUGUACAAAAAUUUAAAAUUAAUGCCCGAAUUAAUGCAUGUUCUUGGACAAAUGAUGGUCAAUAUUUAGCUCUAGGAUUAGGCAACGGAUCUGUAUCAAUAAGAAACACAUUAGGUGAAGAAAAAGGACGUAUUGAUCGACCAGGUGGAUUGGAGGCUUCCAUAUGGUCGUUACAAUGGAGUCCAAAUAAAGAUGAUGGCGAUAUACUUUGUGUAACUGAUUGGAAUAAAAAUAUAGCAUUCUAUUCACUGAGUGGAAAAUUAGUUGGUAGAGAAAGAGCAUUAGAUUUUGAUCCAUUAUGUGUAUCAUACUUUUCUGGCGGCGAAUAUAUUUUGGUUGCUGGUACAAAUAAAGCUUGCACAUUAAUGACAAAAGAUGGCAUUAAAUUAGGUAAUGUUGGUGAUGUACAAAAUCAUUGGAUCUGGUGUUGUGCAGCUCAUCCAUCGUCGAAUUAUGUGGUAAUUGGUUGUCAAGAUGGUACUUUAGCAUACUAUCAACUGGUAUUCAGUACCGUUCAUGGAUUGUAUCAAGAACGAUAUGCAUUUCGUGAAAAUAUGACAGAUGUUAUUAUUCAACAUUUAAUUACAGAUCAAAAAGUACGAAUUAAAUGUCGAGAUUUAAUUAAGAAAAUUGCUAUUUAUAAGGAUCGUUUAGCGGUUCAAUUACCCGAACGUAUUGUUAUUUACGAAUUAAACGCUACAGAACCAGACAGUAUGCAUUACAGAGUUCGAGAGAAGAUAAGUCAAAGUCUAGAUUGUAGUUUACUGGUUGUAUGCUCUGAACAUUUAGUUGUAUGUCAAGAACGACGUCUUCUUGGUUUAAUGUUUUCUGGUGAACGUUAUAGAGAAUGGAUGAUGGAUAGUCCAAUACGAUACAUAAAAGUAGCUGGUGGUCCACCAGGAAAAGAAGGUUUAAUUUUAGGUUUAAAAAAUGGUCAGAUUUGGAAAAUUUAUUUAAAUGAUCCAAUGCCCAUUUUAAUUUUAACAAUAUCAGCGCCCGUACGAUGCUUGGAUUUAAAUUGUAUGAGAAAUAAAAUUGCUGUUGUUGAUGACAAUUGGUUGUGCCAAGUCUUUAUUAUGGAAACUGCUGAGCUACUAUUUGCGGAACAUGACACAAAUAGUGUUGCUUGGAAUACCAAACAUGAAGAUUUACUAAGUUUUUCCGGCGAUAAAUCAUUAGGGUUACGCUUAAUCAAUUUCCCAGCACAUCGACGUUGUCAACAAGGUUUAGUAGUUGGAUUUGUUGGCAACAAAGCUUUUUGCCUACAAGGUAAUAUUAUAACAAGUGUUCAAUUGCCUGUAUCGGCGGCGAUGUAUCAAUGUAUUGAUAAAAAAAUGUUUGUGGAGGCGUAUAAAAUUGCUCAUUUAGGAGUUACUCAAACUGAUUGGGAAGAAUUAGGUUCGGUGGCUUUAGAACAAUUACAGUUAGAUAUUGCACAAAAAUCUUACAUGUAUUUACAAGAUAUUCAUCAUUUGAAUUUGAUUAACGAUUUACAAGAACAACAACGUAAAGGUGAAAAUAACCAAGAACUUUUAAAAGCACAAGUUUUAGCAUUUCGUGGUCGGUUUAAAGAAUCAGCUAGAUUGUAUCAACGUUCUGGCCAUGCACAUAGAGCUGUUACAAUGUAUACGAAUCUACGAAUGUUUGAUUUAGCUCAGGAUUAUAUAAGUGUAGAUAGUAAUACUGAUAAUAAAAGUUUAAUACGACAAAAAGCUGAAUGGGCAAAGAAUAUUAAUGAACCAAAGGCAGCAGCUGAAAUGUACCUAUCAAUUGGUGAUACACGAAAAGCCAUUGAAAUUAUGGCUGAACAUAAUUGGAUUGAAAUGUUGGAAGAUAUAGGUCGACGACUUGAUAAAGCUGAUCGAACUAAUUUAAUAUUAGUUGCUGAACAUUUACGACGUUUAGGUGAAACCACUGCCGCUGGAGAAUUAUAUCGACGUUUAGGUGAUGAUAGUGCUUUAUUAACAUUAUACGUUGAAGCACACCAAUGGCCACAAGCUUUUGCAUUAGCCGAACGACAACCAGAACAUAAACAUUUAGUUUACGUGCCAUAUGCUCAAUGGUUGGUUGAAAAUGAUAAGUUUCAUGAAGCACAAAUAGCAUUUCAUAAAGCGGGCCAACCGGAUGAAGCAUUUAAAGUAUUAAAUCGUUUAAUUGAGAACGCAUUAAAUGAGAAACGUUACAACGAUGCUGGAUACUUACAUUGGAUAUUAGCACGACAAUGUCUAGAAUUGGCUGAAAUGAAUGAGAACAAUAAACAUAAUCAUAUUAAUAAAUUUUAUGAAAAUCAACGAAUGGCUGCCAUUUAUUAUGCAUACAAUACAUUACAUCAGUAUAUUGAACAACCAUUUACCUCAUAUAUACCGGAAGCACUUUUUAAUAUUGCACGAUUUGUUAUGAAUGAAAUUAAAAAUUUUAAACCAAAAGGAAUAUCAGAAUUUACAAUUUUAUAUUCUUUAUCAAAACAAGCCAGAAUAUUGGGUGCACAUAAAUUAUGUCGACAAUUAUUAGAUAAAUUACGAUUACUACGUAUACCAAAUCGAUUCCAAGAACAAGUAGAAAUUGCAACAUUAACAGCAUAUACAAAACCGCAUAAUGAUCCUGAAGAUCUUUUACCAAUGUGCUAUCGUUGUUCCACUUAUAAUCCAUUAAUUGGGGAAGCGAAUAACAUAUGCUCACAUUGCCAUCAACCAUUUGUACAUUCAUUUGUUUCAUUCGAAGUGUUACCAUUGGUUGAAUUUUAUUUGGAAUCGGAUAUUAGUGAUGAUGAAGCUAUACGAUUAAUACAAGCACCGAUUGAGGAUAAUAAUAGUCCGUUAAUGGAACGAGAUAUUGAUGAAACACAGAAUACUUUAGAAAUUGAUAAUGGUAUUGUAACACAAGAUUUGUUUACAGCGAAAUUAACUAAAUUAGAAGAUGAAAAUGAUGGAUUUGUUCCUAUUAAAGUGAAUCGACCUACAUUACAAUCAAUGGAUCCAGCAACAGUUAUUAUAUGUAAAUGGCCGAGUCCUCUUCGUUAUCAAUUUUAUCGUAAUUUACUUCCUGAUUUACAAAUCAGUUUUUGUCAUUCCUGUUUUAAGACUUUUCACGUAGAUGAUUAUGAGUUACAAGUGCUACAAAAAGCACACUGUCCAUUUUGUAGGGCAUCAGCCGAAGUGUCUUAUGGAGAAAUUGCACGUGAAUUGGAAGAUACAAUUGAAUUCAAUAUUUAACAUUUUAAAAUCGUGACGCCAGGAUAAAAAAUAACAUGUUCUGUUAUUGUAAUCAAAUGAAAUAAAGAUUAAUCCGAAAGAAGAUUUUGAGGCUGAUAUACGGUUUCAUCUAUAAUACUCAAUAAUAGAUACAUAUUUAAUAGAAUACUCAACUUGUAUGUGAUUAAAUAC
This is a messenger RNA of Chrysoperla carnea, 3771 nucleotides long. RefSeq names its product intraflagellar transport protein 122 homolog (gene Oseg1). Lineage: Eukaryota; Metazoa; Arthropoda; Insecta; Neuroptera; Chrysopidae. Gene Ontology annotation, molecular function: protein binding. Bases 1 to 3600 code for a protein of 1199 amino acids. The transcript is spliced from 16 exons. The record is from RefSeq and is a predicted model, not a curated record. Gene Ontology annotation, cellular component: non-motile cilium; intraciliary transport particle A. Gene Ontology annotation, biological process: protein localization to cilium; non-motile cilium assembly; intraciliary retrograde transport.